Molecule: messenger RNA, 2841 nt
Organism: Cyprinodon tularosa
Lineage: Eukaryota; Metazoa; Chordata; Actinopteri; Cyprinodontiformes; Cyprinodontidae
Product: adhesion G protein-coupled receptor F5-like
Exons: 10
Coding region: 48-2540 (830 amino acids)
Biological process (GO): G protein-coupled receptor signaling pathway; cell surface receptor signaling pathway
Cellular component (GO): membrane
Molecular function (GO): G protein-coupled receptor activity
Source: RefSeq, a predicted model, not a curated record
UCCAGCUUAAAUCAAGUGUAAAGGACUCUAUUUUUACUGGGAAAACCAUGACCCUGACUUGUGACCCUAGCAAUGUCAAUAUGGGAAAAGUGAAAACUACUGAAUGGAAAUUUAAUGGGUUUGAAAUUAGAUCAGAGAGACAUAAAAUAUCUUCUUCUGAAAAUCAGUCCAACCUGGUAGUGGAAAAAGUAAUAUCAGGUGAUGCUGGGCUUUAUGAAUGCAUACUACGGGGGGAAGGUUUUAGUUUUAUCCAAAAGAGAACUGUGAAAAAUAGUGAGAUCAGACAAGCCCCUAAUGUGCGAAUCUCACAAACAAGGUGGGUUAAAUGUGAGGAGAAUAAAAACGAAAAAGUUACUUGCUGUGUGCAGUCUCCUUAUAAGGUGAAAUGGUACGAGGGUUCUACAGAAUUAAGUUCAGUUCCUGAAAAAGACUGCAUCAUACAUGAAUUUAACAUGCAAGGCUGCAGUGACCCAACAAGAGAAUUUACCUGUCAAGUUACUGAAGAUGCGACAUAUAAAGCAACAACCAAAGUGAACAUAUUCACAGAUCCUGUUGUAUGUGAAGAUGAGGAGUACGGGACUGGAAGAGCGGGUGACAAAGCAAGCGCUAUGUGUGCUGAUGGUCUGGAGGGUAACAAGAUUGCAGAGUGUGAGGAAAAUGGAGCAUGGAAACUGAUAAUGGACUCCUGUAUUGUUACAAAGAUCAAUGAGCUGCUGAUUGAUUCUGCAGAUCUGAAGGAAGAAGAGAUUCAGGUGUUUUCAGCAAAUCUAAGUAAGGCUGUCCAGAAAGAGGAGGAGCAAAUUUCCCAGUCCUCAGCAACAAUAUCGGCAAUUGUUGAUAUAUUAAAUACAAUUGCAAGGGUUUCACAACAGGUCAAUGAAGAUGUGAUGCAAAAUGUGUUGAAUACUGUUGAUGUCAUCGUUGGAGAUGAUGCAAAGGAGUCCUGGGACUUCCUGAAUACAAAUCAAACUCAAAAUUCAAGCUCAGAACUUCUAAGUUCCCUGGAGACAAUUUCUGACAAAUUAACUGGAAAAUUUGCUUUGAGUACUCAGAGGAUCCAGCUGGACAGAACCCAGUUCAGCGGCUCUUUCAAUGAACAAUUGACCUCCAAUGUCACUAUAGAACUCCCAGAGACAGGCCUCAAUAAUAUCUCUAUUACCACCAUUGUAUUCUCCUCCCUUCAUAAUGUUAUGCCAGCACGGAAUUCUUCGUUUGACUUUACCAUUUCUAACAACAUAACCAAUGAAACUACACCAGACAAUGCCAUCAAUGGUGCUGUGCUGCUGGUAAAAGUCGAUAAAACUAUUCGUAAUGUCAAUCUGAGUUUCCAAAAACGCAAUUCAAUUCUGGAACUGAACCCACAGUGUGUCUUUUGGAAUUUUAGCCUAUUUGAUCGACUUGGUGCAUGGGAUGAUCAGGGCUGCAAGUUUGUUUCUGACAUAAACGACACUGUAACCUGCACCUGCAACCACCUCACAUCUUUCUCAAUUCUGAUGUCAACGGAUAUUCCUGAAUCAAUCAGAAAAUUCUUGGAUAUAAUGACAUAUAUUGGAGUUGGGAUAUCAAUGGUCAGCCUGCUGAUUUGUCUCGUUAUUGAGGGAAUUGUUUGGAGAGCCCUAACCAAAAAUAGCACUGCUUUUAUGCGCCAUGUCGCCAUUGUCAACACAGCGCUGUCCCUGCUGAUUGCUGACAUCUGCUUUAUCAUUGGAGCCGCUAUUGCAAAGAACCCUAAAGAAAACCCGGAUGAGGACUACACAGUACCCCUUGGACCUUGUAGUGCAGCAACCUUUUUCAUGCACUUUUUCUAUCUUGCCAUGUUCUUUUGGAUGUUUGUUUCAAGCCUUCUGCUCCUAUACCGGACAGUCAUGGUCUUCUCUGAAAUGUCCAAAUGGACCAUGUUUGCCAUUGGAUUGACUGUGGGAUAUGUUUGCCCUCUGAUUAUAGCUGUUACUACUGUUGCCGCCACAGCACCUGGGGAAGGAUACAUCAGGGAAGAUCUAGCUUGCUGGCUAAACUGGACUAAAACUAAGGCCCUCCUGGCCAUGGUCAUCCCUGCCUUGAUCAUAGUGGUGUUUAAUAUUUUGGUCAUUAUAUUGGUUUUGUACAAAAUGGUUAGACGGAGGAGUAUUGGAAACACAUCCCAGGCAGGUGAGAAAAAUGCAUUGGUAGUCAUUCUAAGAUGUGUGGCCAUACUCAGUCCUUUGUUUGGACUCACCUGGUCUUUGGGAAUUGGAACCAUGGUGGAGCCAACAAAUGAAGGGAUUCAUGUUGCCUUUGCUUUCUUCAACUCUUUGCAGGGUUUCUUCAUUUUAGUGUUUGGGACAUUAUUCGAUUCCAAGGUCCGUUCUUUUGUUUCACAAAGAGUAUCGGCUUUAAGCUCCACAUCUAGCAGAACAAGGAGCACAAGUGCGGGGAAUUCCUCGAGCAGCGGACUAAAAAUCUUUAACCGAAUUUGGAGGAGAAGGAAUGUGUACCGUGUCACACGGGUGCAAAACUCAAGCAGCAACGCUGAAUCUUCAGAGUCAUACUCCAGCAUCUAAAUCAGUUCAACUCAAAUCUGCAUUUCUGCAGACAGAAUUUAAAUUUAAAGGUAGAUUAUAUAUACCAUGUCUUUAACCUGAAGUUUUGUGUAAGGAAAAGGAAAUUGAAUUGUAAAUUAAAAUUUGCUGGUAAUUACUUGUUUUAACUGCAUGACACGAGGCUGCUGUUUCCUAUCAUCAUUGUGAAGUCUACAGGUAGACAGUUGGUUUGUAUGGGGAAAAAAGAAGGAAAAAAAACCAUCAAGUUUAUCUUCCCCAAAACUUUGUCAAUCACACAGAAAGAUUGUAAAUGUAAUUUUAA